Symbiodinium natans is the source of this 2847-nucleotide messenger RNA. The record is from the annotation of a GenBank genome assembly. NCBI's taxonomy places the organism in Eukaryota, Dinophyceae, Suessiales, Symbiodiniaceae.
AUGUCUGCUUGGGGGCGUUGUUGCGACAUUCCAAGUCACUGGACUUGCAGGAUUCGGGUCAGCAGCGGCUUACCCGUGAGUGCCCAAUUAAUUGCACCGGUUUGUGAGGAGAGGCUUCAUGGGCCAUGCCUUGAGGUUGCUGACAUAAAUGCGCAUCUGGGAAACGUGGUAUAUGUGGCUGGCCACCAGUGGGGUUUCAUCGACUUGGAGAAAGCGACCGCGCGGAGUUUCGUUUGCCACAAGUAUGAAGCCUCACUGGUCCAUGUGGCCGUCACCGACACUGCUCUGCAGUCCCGUGUCAUUGCAGCAGAUCAGGAUGGGACGCUAUGGGUUUUUGCGACGCGCGACAGGAGGGACUGCAAGGUGGAGCAUCGAUUCCCCCGAGGGGCAACACGCUCGCCUUUAUCGAUUUCCUCGGUUCGGGGCUUCGCUUUAGCCCUGGAAAUGUCCCGAAGCUUCAACGGAAGAUCCGAGAUGAUGGCCUUCAACAUGUCACACGUGGGGACAGGUUGGGAUGAUUCUGCUCGGGAUGUUUCUCCAGUUGCGUGGAGAAGAAGCAGCCGGCCUGUUCGCGACUGGGCCGUCCAGCGUCGCUACCAAGAAGGUUCAGUUCUUCCACUCACAGAAUACGAUCCUCAGGACGGCACGGAAAUUGAGGUCUUCGAACUGAUGAUGCGCGGGCCGUCAGCAAGUUUACCAGCCACCACCUGGGGACCUAUUGGGGAACUUCAAGCUUCCAGUCUUUGCAGCUUGCAAGCAAAGAAGCUGCACUUGUACGAUUUUGACAAGUAUCUGCUCCGUUUCCUGGCGGACUGCGUAGCUCUGUAUGGUGUCGAAGGCUAUCAGUUUGUGAAGCAAAAGGGGCCUUUCGAUGCGGGAUUGGCAGAAACUUCGCUGCAGCUACGUGUAAAAUCCUGCUCCGCUGAUGACCUGCAAAAUGCCCUGCAGCAUCUCAGCCCUGAGUCGCGAAGCAAGCUGGUGACAGCGCUGGAAGAUCCGGGAAGUGCAGCCAAAGCUUUGCCUGUCACAAAUCCAGCUGUCAUUCUCACUGGAUUUUGGAGACAGAAACUAGGGCAAGAAGGAUCUGCUCACAUUCCUAUUGUCAAAGCGGCAGACAUUGCCAUCAUUUCGCGCUCAGAGAAGAAGUUCGAUGGAAAGGGCGGGCACGAGCCUUGGUUCGGACCCACAGCUUUCACGAUUUUUGGGGAGCGCUGGACACUGGACAACUUCUUGGGGGCAGGUGCCUUUGGGCAGUCGUACUUAGCAACGCAUGAGCCGACGGGACAUCGCUACGUUCUCAAGUUCCUUUCAAGAGACAACGACCGUGAGCUCAGCUUCCUUCGACAGGCACCCUUUCAAGUCUUCCAGCAUCCCAACGUAAUCAGCUACGUCGGCAUCGCAACGCACAUCGGGCGUGGGUCUUCAUCAUGGGACCCUGCCAGGCACAUUGUUGUUAUGGAGGCUAUCCCCAAUGGCGAGCUUUUCGAUCUCAUCACAGCCGAGGCAGCGGCCUUGAGUGACGGAACGAUGAGGCGCCUCGUGCACGACAUCAUCAAUGGCAUGUCAGAGCUGUGCAAGUGUGGAAUCACACACAGGGAUCUCAAGCCGGACAAUCUCCUCAUUGACGAGAACGGUCACGUCGUCAUCAUCGACCUGGGAUGCGCGAAGCUUACCCAUUGGCUCCAGGAAGAAUCACCAGCGGACAAUGAAGAACAGCGCGCAUCACCAACGCUCAAAUCGCAAAGCUCCAAGUUCAUGCGAGAACAAACAGCUGCCGUGGGCACGGAUCUUUACCAUGCGCCAGAGUAUGGACAGAAGAUGUAUGACAGCGAGAAAGCUGAUGUGUUCACAGUUGGGAUACUCGUCUUUCUCUUGAAGCAGCCGAUCCCUCCAUUCCACCCGUACUUCGGAGGCCUGAAAGUCCUCACAGAUGAGGGUGCCAGCUCAAAAUGGUGGGAUCGCAAAGAAUUCCAGCAGUUUGCCGAAGCCUCCGAGCUCAAAGCGCUCAUAAAUUGUCUGUGGGCACGGAGUCCAGGAAAGCGACCGACGUUUCAACAGCUGCAGGCAGCCAUGGCAGGUGAUCUAGAUGUGCUCAAGACGUUUCCCGCCUUGAGCUGGUUGUCAGGUGACUUGUCGACGCCUCUAGAUUUUGUGCGGGAGCUUCGCGCAAGGCGCCCAAACCUGUCGCUAAAGUGUACGGGUGUGGUAGAAGCUCUGGCUCUAUAUGUCCGGAAAUUCAGCAAUGCAGAAGCAGCCUUCCACUCUGCAAAUGCGUGCGGCAGUGGAAGUCUUUCAGAAGCUGAGCUGACGAGGAGCUUGCAAAACGAAAAUGCGACAAUCACUCCUGAAGGAGUAGCAGAGCUCAUGCGCCGCUACAUGGCUCGUGACGCUCGGGAAAUGUCGAUGGAUCAGUUCAAAGGCAUGGCCAAAGCUUGGGAGUUCGGAGGCAGACCGAUCGUGCAUGAUGUCGGGCGCAUGAACUCGAGGCAUUUUGUUUUUGCUCCUCGGGAAAGUUUGUCGGAAGAGGAAGAAAUUGCAACAUUCACCUCGAACAUUUCCAAUGCCUUUACAACAGCUGGGUACAAAGUGGAGAAAGUGUCCAAUGUCAUUGAUGCGAAAAACUUCGAGAAUGCUGCCGCAUUCACAGUCACCAUGGGCAUGGGCACCGAGCUGUGUCAGCUGCGCAUCAGCACCUUCACCAUGGAUCAUAAGCUUGUGGUGCAAAGCAGAAGGCUCUGGGGCUCAUCCGUGGAAGAGCUCUUGAUGCUGCAGCAGAUGAACAAUGACUUGGUGAAGGUCUGGGGAGCCCGCGUCCCACCUCCAGCAGCCCUGCUGUCACCCAGCUAG